AUGGAGCUGGCGACGAUUCAAGACGAACGGCGCCUCGAGAGCGAGCACGAGAGGGUGGUGCAGCAGCAGACCCAUCGACCAGUGACGACGCGUGUCCGGGACGCCCUGCGAAGGUUCACCCAGCGACAUAUUGUUGGGAAAGUUCGCGAAGAGACCGCGGCCGUGUUCAACCAAGACGAGUAUGCGACUGAAAGAGCCAAGUACAUGGAUCUCCUCCACCAUGUGAAGGCUCAGGAAGGAUCGUUGAAGCAACUGGCGCAGUGUGUGUCCCAGCUUGGCGGCGCGAUGCUAAAUGUCGGCGAAUGCAAUGCACGGAUCAAGAUGGACCGUUCGGACACUCGAUUUGCCGACAUGAUGCGUCAAAUCCAAGGCAAGACGAUGGCGUAUGGCCCAUCGUUGGAGCAGCACGUGCUCCCCCAGCUUCGACACCACGUUGAGCGAAUGGAAGCAUUGUUGCCUCAAAUGCACCAGCGUGAAAACCUCGAGUCGGACUACUUCACGGCCGUCCACAAGCACGAACGAGCGAAACGCAAGGGCAAGUUGCAAGCCAUCAAGGAGACUGGCCAGCAGAUGGACGCCGCGCAGCACGCGCUGGUGGUUGUAACCCGAGUCCUCUUGGCGCAAUUCAAGAUGGUUCAAGCCAGUAAGGGCCGUUUGACGGAGGAGACGCUUCAGCUCACAUGCAGAUCCAUGGGACACCUCAUGCACCAAAUGAUGACGCUAGCUUCGGUUGACACGGCGCCAUGA
This is a messenger RNA of Aphanomyces invadans, 747 nucleotides long. RefSeq lists its product as hypothetical. Lineage: Eukaryota; Oomycota; Saprolegniomycetes; Saprolegniales; Verrucalvaceae. The transcript is spliced from 5 exons. Bases 1 to 747 code for a protein of 248 amino acids. The record is from RefSeq and is a predicted model, not a curated record.